AUGAAGCGACGGGUGGUUUUCAGUGAGUCAGAUUCAGAUGAUGAAAUUAAGACUAAGGAAAAGCCGAAAGUUAAGCAAAAUACGAAACGAUAUUCUGAGAAAAAGAGGAAAUGCACAGACGUCGAUGAUAAUCAAAUAUCUUGCCGUAAUAACUCACAGCAGUCAAUAAUAGACGCCUUAAAACGACAGCAAGAGUUAUCCAAAGUCUCCCGCGACAAGAAAGCAAAUACUAUUGAAGCGUACUUCUCACAGUCUGUGAAACCUAAGAAGAAUGUAGUUUCCGUUGAUGAUUUCUUCGGAUCAUCUGAGAAGAAACCAAAUGCCAAACCUUGUGCUGUCGCCAACACACCACCUCAUUCACCGAUGGAGAUCAUCCCGGAUACGCCAGUAUUAUCUCCGAAAACACCUUUGGGGAUCAGAGAAAGUCAUAGAAGCUCACCUCAAACCAAUGUUAUUGUAUUGGAAAGCGUGAAGACAACUAGUAAUCAAACGUCGUCCAUGGCUAAUGAAUCUCUUAAUGAUAGCACUGAAAUUGCUGUAAAAGAUCGAAAGCAUUUUUGGGCCUACAAAGCUCGUGAUGGUCCUCGCAGUCUCGGGUCAAGAGAAAUUCCUAAGGGAACUCCAGAUUGUUUAAAGGGACUGAACUUCCUCAUCACAGGAAUACUAGAGUGCAUUGAACGAGAGGACGCCGCAAAUCUUAUUCAGAAUUGUGGUGGUAAAGUUUUAAAGACAUUAGGUAAAAAGACUGAUUAUCUUGUUGUCGGACGUGAACCUGGUGCAGCGAAAAUUGAGAAGGCUAACAAUUUGAAAAUUAAGCAGAUUACUGAAGAAUAUCUUUUUGAAAUGAUAGAAAAAUCCAGUAAUGUUCCUCUUGUACAUCAUAAAUCGAAUGUAUCCAACUCAGAAUCUUCCAAGAAAUUGGAGUCUGUAGAUGUAAAUGAUAGUAAACAAAAAUUAAAAAGUCCUAAAAAAUCUCCUAAGAAGAAGCAAUAUACUGAAUCACCCGAUAAUGCUCCUAAAUCUCAUAAACAUGAAUCUCCGAAUAAAUGUACAAGAAAAUCUGUUACGUCUUUAUGUAAUGAACUUCCUCUUACUGCACGUCCUGUUUUAACCAAUAAUUCAACAUUUAAUAGUAAAACUGAUCGAAAUCAUAGCAGUGGUUCAUCCAAAACUCCUACUAAUUUCAUUGAUAAGCCAGAUUCCCUGUUGAAGGAGAUGGGUUCGAAGUUGUCUGAAUUAUGGGUUGAUAAAUAUAAACCAACAUCUAUUCGCUCACUGAUUGGUCAAAACGGUGCACAAAGUCCAGCUAAUCGACUUUUAAAUUGGCUAUCUUCCUGGCACUCGGACUUUUCAGCAGGUUUAAAAGCGAAGGCUUACUCAAGUGCCCCUCCAUGGGGCCCGUCAUCUAGUGAUGAUGGGAAGUGGGCGCGCGCAGCACUUCUUUCGGGACCUCCAGGGAUUGGCAAAACGUCAACAGCUAUUUUAGUAUGCAAACAACUCGGUUAUACUUAUUGUGAAUUCAAUGCAUCCGAUUGUCGAUCCAAGCGGUGUUUAAGUGAAGAAAUAGGACAGUCUUUGGGUCUACGAAAUCUGUCACAUAUGGCUUUUGGUCAAGCAUCAACAUUGAAUUCUGGUCAUCACGUUUUAAUUAUGGAUGAAGUAGAUGGUAUGGCUGGUAAUGAAGAUCGUGGAGGAAUGCAAGAACUUAUUAACAUGAUUAAAAUUACUCAACUACCUAUUAUAUGUAUGUGCAAUGAUCGUCAGGCUAUAAAAAUGCGCUCUCUGGCUAACUAUUGUCUCGAUCUAAGAUUUCAUCGUCCACGAGUUGAACAAAUUAAAUCAGCAGUAUUGUCUAUUGCUUGCAAAGAAAAUGUGAAUUUACCUCCGGAUGUAUUAACAAAUAUUAUUGAUUCUAGUAAUCAUGAUAUUAGACAGGUAAUUAAUAAUGUUCAAAUGUGGUGUAGUUCUGGUUUAAUUGAUUCUGAAGGAUUAAAAAUGGAUGCAUUAGGUGCACGUAAAGAUCUACACUUAAAUGCAUUUGAUGUGAUUCGUAAAGUUUUUGCACCAGAUAUUUCUGGUUCUCAAGGCAGUGUUGCUACAUUCAAUGAAAGUUUAGAUUUGUUUUUUCAAGAUUACAAUUUAAUUCCUUUGUUUGUUGAAGAAAAUUAUCUCAAUGUUAGAGUUCAUAAUACCCAUGACGAUAAAAAAAUUUUGCAAUUAAUGUCUCAAGCAGCGUCUGACAUCGCUACUGCAGAUAUCAUUUCAUCUACUAUCAGAUCAUCACGUACAGGAUCAUGGUUUUUAUUACCUGUUCAAGGUGUGUUCAGUACAGUUUCACCUGGUCGUACUCUUCGUGGUUCUUUACCUGGUGGCCCAGGUGGUGUUUCAUUUCCAUCUUGGUUUGGUAAGAACAGUACACAAAGCCGUAUCAAUCGGACUACUUCGGAAUUAGCUUCACAUUUACGAUUAGCAACUCAUUGCGGUUCAUCAAAUCCGCUUACAUUAUUACUAGAUUAUGCUACACCAAUUUCUGAACUUAUCACUCGUCCACUUAAAGAAGGUGAUAUUGACAGUGCUAUUCAAUUUUUAAUUAGUUAUCAAAUAACAAGAGAAGAUGUUGAUUCUGUAAUGGAAUUAACUACUUGGCCAAAUCGACCAAAUCGAAUGCUUAGUGUUGAUUCAAAAGUUAAAGCUGCAUUAACACGUACGUAUAAUAAAUCAUCGCAUUUACUACCGUAUGUUAUAUCAUCAAGUGGUUCUUUUAAACGUAAACGUGGUGGUGGUGGUGCUCCAGUUUCAUUUGGAGAGGAAAAUGAAAAUGAUUCUGGUCUAUUCGAUGAUGAUGAAGAAGAACAGGAGGAUGAGAAAAUUGACCUGAAGAAUGAUGCUAUGAUUGUAAUCAAGAAAGAAGAUCAAAAAAAGCGCAUAGACAUUGAGAAAUCCAAAUUACAACGAGGAGAGCAAUGCUCAUCGGCUUAUCAAUUCAACAAGCUUCGAAAAUUCCCUGCUUAUUUAUUUUCAUUCUAUGUUCAGUUAACUAAAACUAACAAUAUUUCGUUAAUAUCAAUGGUAGCUAAUUCAAGACUGCGUAUUGGUACACAUGAUGGACGAUUCCAUGCAGAUGAAGUACUUGCAUGUGCAAUGCUUAAACAUUUACCGGAAUACUCAAAUGCUGAAAUUAUACGCACAAGAGAUUCAAGUAUUUUGUCAACAUGCGAUAUCGUCGUUGAUGUUGGUGGUGUAUUCAAUCCUGAAAAUCAUCUAUACGACCAUCAUCAAAGAGAAUUCAAUCUUACUUAUAAAGAUUUUUAUCCAAAUUCUGAUUGGGAUAUAAAAUUAAGUAGUGCAGGUUUGAUAUACGUUCAUUUCGGUCGAAAAAUACUAAGUUUUAUACUUGGUAUAGAUGAAAAUACUAUGGAUCCAUUGGUGACGUCACUUUUUGAUAAGAUGUAUAGUUCAUUUAUUGUUGAGAUAGACGCUAUCGAUAAUGGUGUUCCUAUGGCAGCAACACCUUUAAGAUAUUCUAUGAAUACAUCUUUAAGUAGUCGAGUGAAUCGUAUGAAUCCAGCCUGGAAUCAGUUGGAUACAGAUGAAACUGUUUGUUUUCAUAAUGCAUUACAAUUAGUCGAUAAAGAGUUUACUACAUUAGUUCAUUUCUAUGCUGAUACAUGGUAUCCAGCUCGUGAGAUUGUAUUAAAUGCUGUCAAAAAUCGUUAUUCAAUUGAUUCAUCUGGUUCAAUAAUUUAUAUUGAAGGUACUGGAUGUCCUUGGAGUACACAUUUUUUUGAAAUUGAAAAAUCUAUAUUAUUAAAUAAUAAAAAUAUAAAUGAAAUUGAAAAAAAUGAUCCACUUUUAUUUGUUAUUUAUCAACGUAAAGAUAGUACAUGGACUAUACAAGCUAUACCAUUAAAUGAACAUAAUAAUUUUUCACAAAGACUUCCUUUACCUGAAAGUUGGAGAGGUUUACGUGAUGAACAGUUAAGUAAUAUUGUUGGACUGCCUGAUUGUGUAUUUGUACAUUCUACUGGGUUCUUAGGUGUACAUAAAACUCGCGAUGGUGUUCUACAAAUGGCAAGAUUAACUAUAAAAAUGAAAGAAAAUCAGUAA
Messenger RNA from Schistosoma rodhaini, 4107 nucleotides. Lineage: Eukaryota; Metazoa; Platyhelminthes; Trematoda; Strigeidida; Schistosomatidae. The record is from the annotation of a GenBank genome assembly.